AUGGAUAUGAUUCGAAUGAAGGUGGGGAUGAAUUUUUCUGUUGCAAACCUGUGGGGUAGCAUUUGGGUGCUUUAUAAAUCUGUUUUUGAUUGCCAAACGAUAUGUGAGUCAGAUCAACAUCUCACUUUAAGCCUCCGAUCCCAAUUAUUGGCUGAGGAGAUCUACUUUUCAUUUAUUCAUUCGAAGUGUACCAUCCAGGAGAGGGAAGGUUUAUGGAUCGAGUUGUUGAAUGACAAGCCGGAGGCACUUAGACUAUGGUUAAAGGAAUCUAUUGGUGACAUCUUCUUAGCGAUUCAGACAGCAGAACAGAUGGUGCUAGAAGCUAAAAUAGAUCAUGAUAACCAUCCAUCAGAAACGUCGUUGGUGGCUUUACAAGAGGCACGUGCAAGAUUGAAGCAUACUUUGGAUAAUGAGAUGUUGACUGAGGUUCCAUCUAUGCAGGAAGUAAAGGAAGGAGGAAAUGUGAUGCUCAAGCUGGAUAUGAUGAAGGCAUAUGAUAGGGUGUCUUUUUUUAUACGAGUGCUUCGUCGGUUUGGGUUUAGUGAAGUUUGGAUCGAUAUGAUAUGGAGACUGAUAUCGAAUGUUUGGUUUUCUGUCUUUGUCAAUGGCUCGCCCCAGGAUUUCUUUAAGUCCUCACGGGAUUUGAGACAAGGUGACCUAAUUUCGACAGCCUUGUUCGUUAUUGGUGCAGAGGUCUUGUCCCGUUCACUCAAUACGCUUGCGGAGUAUAAAAGAUUCAGACCAUUCAAAGUCCCUAGAGGCUGUUCUAUGGUCACACAUUUGGCCUAUGCAGAUGACGUAGUCAUUUUCACUAGCGGCCUUAAGGCUUCAAUAACAUUGGUCAAAGGAGUAGUCGAUGAAUACUGUGCAUUUUCCGACCAGCGUGUUAAUUGUCAGAAGAGUUGUUAUUUGUGGUUAUCUCAUUCGGGGAGUCAUUGCUUCCUUAGAAAGGGUGAUGGCAAAUUUUUUGUGGAGUUCGAUGAAUAUGGGCCAGAAAUUUCAUUGGUUAAGUUGGGAGAGUUAUGCCGUCCACAUCAGGAGGGCGGGAUUGAGUUCAUAGCUUGGCAAAGUUGCUACGUUGUGCGUCUUCCCCAAAUGGACCUGCUACGUAGAUUUGGGUACAGGGUCCAUCUAAGUGUCAUUGUUGUUCUGAGCCAGCAGAUGACGAGGUCGUUUAUCGUACAUUACCUAUGCUCAUCUGCUGGAAAUUAUGGAAAGCGAGAAACAGGACUGUUUGAUGGAAGGAAGGUGGCGUGGACGGAGGUGGCAAAUCAGUUUACACGCGGAGCUCGAGACCAUACUCUUUGGGGUGCAGCUCUGUGUUGCUUGAGGCUUACAAGACUUCCAUGUUGA
Molecule: messenger RNA, 1353 nt
Organism: Coffea arabica (coffee)
Lineage: Eukaryota; Viridiplantae; Streptophyta; Magnoliopsida; Gentianales; Rubiaceae
Source: RefSeq, a predicted model, not a curated record